Anoplopoma fimbria (sablefish) is the source of this 4433-nucleotide messenger RNA. RefSeq names its product SWI/SNF related, matrix associated, actin dependent regulator of chromatin, subfamily d, member 3b (gene smarcd3b). The record is from RefSeq and is a predicted model, not a curated record. Gene Ontology annotation, cellular component: nucleus; SWI/SNF complex. NCBI's taxonomy places the organism in Eukaryota, Metazoa, Chordata, Actinopteri, Perciformes, Anoplopomatidae. Gene Ontology annotation, biological process: regulation of transcription by RNA polymerase II.
GAGAGUCGGCAGGGCUGCUGCACAUUCAAAAUAGAGUCAGAGGGAGGGGAGAGAGAGAGGAGAGAGAGAGAGAGAGAGAGAGAGAGUCAGGGACAGGCAGUGCUGUAAAGGAGAGCACAAAGAGAAGGAAAGUGGAGCAGGGGAGGGGAACAGGAGGCUGGGUGAAGGGAGAGGGAAAGACAAAAGAAGGAGAGGGGAGACGUAGCAGGGUGAACGGAGGGGACUGAGCAAAUGGCCACGGAGGAGAGCGGGGGAGCCAGGAAAGCCACCAAGAGCAAACUGUUUGAGUUCCUGGUCCAUGGAGUGCGUCCUGGCAUGCCGUCUGGAGCGAGGAUGCCCCACCAGGGAGCUCCCAUGGGCCCCCCCGGACCACCGUACGGAGGGAGCCCGGCGGUGCGGCCUGGUUUACCCUCCACGGUGAUGGAGCCCAGCCGGAAGAGGCCCGCCCCCUCCCAACAGGUCCAGCAGCAGCAGCAGCAACAGCAGCAGCAGCAGCAGGCCGUAGGAGGCCGGGCUAGAAAUGCUAAGAGAAGGAAAAUGGCAGACAAGAUUCUUCCGCAAAGGAUCCGUGAGCUGGUCCCAGAGUCUCAGGCCUACAUGGAUCUGCUGGCGUUUGAGCGCAAACUGGACCAGACCAUCAUGCGCAAACGUGUGGACAUCCAGGAAGCACUGAAGAGACCAAUGAAGCAGAAGCGUAAACUGAGGCUUUACAUAUCCAACACCUUCAACCCUGCCAGACCCGACGCUGAUGACUCAGACGGCAGUAUUGCAUCGUGGGAACUGCGGGUAGAGGGGAAGUUGCUAGAUGAUCCGGGGAAGCAGAAGAAGAAGUUCUCUUCGUUCUUUAAGAGUCUGGUGAUUGAGCUGGACAAAGACCUGUACGGUCCUGACAACCACCUGGUUGAGUGGCACCGCACGCCGACCACCCAGGAGACGGACGGCUUCCAGGUGAAGAGGCCGGGCGACGUGAGCGUACGCUGCACUCUGCUGCUGAUGCUGGACUACCAGCCUCCCCAGUUUAAGCUGGACCCUCGCUUGGCUCGCCUGCUUGGCAUUCACACUCAGACUCGCUCCUGCAUCAUCCAGGCCCUCUGGCAGUACGUCAAGACCAACAAGCUGCAGGACUCCCAUGACAAGGAGUACAUCAACUGUGACAAGUACUUCCAGCAGAUCUUUGAUUGCCCUCGGCUGAAGUUCUCUGAGAUCCCUCAGCGCCUCACCAACCUCCUCUUACCCCCCGACCCCAUCGUCAUCAACCACGUCAUCAGCGUGGAUCCCAACGACCAGAAGAAGACGGCCUGCUACGACAUCGACGUGGAGGUGGAGGAUCCCCUGAAGGGCCAGAUGAGCAGCUUCCUCCUCUCCACGGCCAACCAGCAGGAGAUCGCCUCACUGGACAACAAGAUCCAUGAGACCAUCGAGUCCAUCAACCAGCUGAAGAUCCAGAGGGACUUCAUGCUCAGUUUCUCCAGAGAUCCCAAGGGCUACAUCCAGGACUGGCUCAAAUCCCAGAGCCGAGAUCUUAAGUUAAUGACAGACGUGGUGGGGAACCCUGAAGAGGAGAGGAGGGCGGCGUUUUACCACGAGCCCUGGUCCCAGGAGGCCGUCAGCCGCUAUUUCUACUGCAAGAUCCAGCAGAGGAGACAGGAGCUGGAACAGGCCUUAGCUGUCCGCAACACCUAAAAACCGAGGCCCUCCUGAAUCUCUGCAGCUGAUUUCAGAGCUGCGUGAGUGUUUGGAUGUAUGUGAGGCCAUCGCUGUAGUCUGGAGAAGCCUUUAGUCUGUUGGUAACUUCAAAAAGAAAAACCUUUUUGUCUUUGGUAAAUUCAAAGUGAUACUAGAAGAAGGCUUUCUCACGACUGCAGCGAUGUUUACGUAUGGAAAGCCCAGAUCUCGAUGCACUUGUGCGUCCACUGCAUCAUUUGUUUUUGUGCAGAACUGUGAGGACGUCAUCAUUAACCGCAUGUGUUCAGCUGCACCCUCCGAGGUCAAGACCCUCGGACCACAAGCAUCCUCAGACACCCCCCCUGAUUAACAAAAACCUCCUCUUCAUCGUCUACUCUCUGCUUUUUUGUAAAUACGUCACAAACACGUCAAGACAAACUCUGUGUUUUUGGAGUCUCAUCUCGCAAAGAGUUUUGCUUUUGUGUCCGACAGAAACUUCUGGAUGAGUCCUCAUAUUUCAUGUUUUCCAUCUCUGAAACUGAUUUAUUGUUUGAUUGUAAGUGUGAUUGUGUGUUUAUUUUGUUUGCUCUCAUUAGGAGAAUGUUUUUUUGAAAGAUUGAUUAAUGACACCAGCAAAAACGAGAUUACGGUGUGACACAGGAAUCCUCUCUCUCUACAACCCUGAGGUGUGGAUUUCAUUCAUUUUCAGGUUUGAGUGAAUCAGCUCAAACCUCCCAUGUGUCUCAUUUUUGUGUUAUUCACCAGUAAACAGUGUUAGACAAGUUAACUGAAGUAUUACUACAUUAUUAUCACAACAACAAUAGUGUUUUAAUGAAGGAGAAACAAGUAAUGAUCAUCAUAAUAAUAGCUUUUUUUCUUCCCUUAAUCAUAGCAAAAUGACAAAUAUGCCUAGAUACAUACGUUGGGACUUGCGGACUGAUUUGUUUUUGUCAGAGUCGCUCACUGCCUCUUCCUUGUGUAGUGUUUUUUUGCGUGUUUAUGUCCUGAAGGUGUUACCAAAGGUUGCAACAAAAAGAAGAGAACAUGAUCACUGAAAUAGAAGUGGGCUAAAAAAAAGAAAUCCACACCUGGGGUUUGGCGCAAAUUGCAAGACAUUUCCUUGUAAGGUGGUCAUAAAAAAUCUGAACAAUCUGGGUAGUUUCAGAGGAUUAAGUCCCAAAUGUUUGGCUUUUGUAGCCAAUUAGGCCUCAGGUUUUUAUAAACAAACCCUAAAACUGUUAUUGCAAUGAGCACUAAACCCCGGGUCUGGAGGAAGUUGUCCAUUUCUACACUUUUUUUAUGUUACAUGAAGAAGAAAACUGUUUUUUUUAAAAGAUGUGAAUGUACAUAUGUUUUUCCCUUUAAGAGGGCCGACUGUACAGUAUAUGACAGACUAUUUGUGUGUUUGUUUUGGGGGGGAUUUGGGGAGGGGGGGUGAGUUACUGGCGCAUUAUGGGAGCUCCAUGAGUUUUGAAUUAGAAAGGCAGGAAUGUUAGCGUUCCUCUGUGUACGAUCUUGGGUUGGGGGUGAUUUAUUUUCGGUCUAAAGCGUUACUAUCGUGGGAGCUAGAAGCAACAAAGAACGACCUCCCCUUGCUUUUUCAAUCUCAGUAGCUGUAACACGAUAUAAUCUGCACCGAUCUCCUUUUACACUUCUUAUUUUAUUUUAAUGACACUUGACCUGUAUGUAUAUGUUGUAUUGUCAGAUGAAGGAUUUUUCUUUUGGUCUUCUCAGCGUUCAGUUUUUUAAGCUGGAACCUUUUCUGGGUUUCUUUGCACUGUGCUGUAAAUCCUUUUUAGUCGGGACUCUCUCCUCUCUUCAUGGGUGAGACCCCUCCUUUAUUAUCCCAGCAUACACAAAAAGUGAUCGGAUGAUUUCACGAUGACCUAUGCAUGCUCCAUGGACAUUAAUCAAUACAUCUGAUGAGAUAGUGUGUGUAAAUAUAAAAAAAAAAAUAAAAAAAAAAGCUGGCAUAGCAGUCUGUGACUUUUGUUAAAAAUGCCUUCUGGAAACUUUUUUGCCAAAAAUGAUAUGCCCUACCAGCAACUAUCUGUAGGUGUGAUUUUUUUUUUGAUUUUUUUUUCUUGAGCUGUGUUUUUUUGUUACUAGGACUAAGUUAUAUAAACUGCACUCAUUAGAGGAGAAAGCGUAGUCAUUGGUAGUCUCUUAGUCUGGGUUUGUCUUUGUAUGGCCGAGGGCAUUCACGUUGUUGUCAUACAGUCACUGAUUCACUUGCACCCUCUUGUGGAGGAAACUCGAAGCUGCAGCUCCCUGGGUGACCUCAGCUUUUGAGCACCACCACCUGAAUAUCUGACAAAAUGUUAACACGACUACUGUGUCUCCUGUUACUAAACCCUGACAUACUGUCCACAUGUUUUUCGUCCCACCUCCCUGCAUGUGUUUGUGAAGAGUGUGAACCGCUCUUUCUCUCUGUUUACACUGUUGUCCGAGCGUCACUGACAGGGAGAUCAUAGUAUACUUACACACUGUAUAUCUGUCAACAGCAGACUUGUUUGGUGAUUCUACUAAAAAAAAAAAAAAAAAAAAAAAAGAAAAAAGGGAAAACAGCUGUGACAUUGAAAGACAGUCUGGAUGUAAAUAAAGAAGCGCUUGCCAAAGUUUGUAAAUGCCAUGAUAUCUAAAGUGUCUUUCUUUCAUCUUUAUGACCACGACUCAUUGAUGUUUGUGCACGUGAUAAUAACUCUACUGGAUCACAGACUUCCUCUGAAAGGAAAUUAUUAAAUGUCUUGUGGUGCUUUGCUGCAAAA